This is a messenger RNA of Colossoma macropomum (tambaqui), 3964 nucleotides long. RefSeq names its product myosin IEb (gene myo1eb). Lineage: Eukaryota; Metazoa; Chordata; Actinopteri; Characiformes; Serrasalmidae. The record is from RefSeq and is a predicted model, not a curated record. Gene Ontology annotation, molecular function: actin filament binding; ATP binding; microfilament motor activity. Gene Ontology annotation, cellular component: myosin complex; vesicle; microvillus. The coding region runs from base 319 to 3621 and encodes 1100 amino acids. The transcript is spliced from 27 exons. Gene Ontology annotation, biological process: vesicle transport along actin filament; actin filament organization.
CUACCCAGAAUCCCAUCCGUGCUGAAAGUUCCUUUACCUGUCCGCACUUGCCGCUGUGGAGUCUCUGAGACUGUUUUUUCUCUACAGCUCAGUCGCUUUCCCAUGUUUUUAAUCCUCAGGUAACGAGAUGGACUGUUUUAAGAAUUCAAACUGAGGAGUUUAAACCAGUGUAGAGCAGCAGAUGGACUUACAGCCCUGAGCUCAACUAAAUCCGAGUUUCACCUGAAACCUGCUGCUGCUGUUUUCUUCAGAGCUCCCUCCUUUGCUUAGCACUGUGGUAAAGAGAUCUUGUAUAACAGGAAGUAUCUUCAGUUCGCUAUGGGCAGUAAGGAGCGAUAUCACUGGCAGACCCAAAAUGUCAAAGUCAGCGGGGUGGACGACAUGGUCCUCCUCUCCAAGAUCAACGAAGAUGCCAUCACAGACAACCUGAAGAAAAGAUACAUGGAUGACUACAUUUUUACAUAUAUAGGUCCUGUACUGAUAUCUGUGAACCCUUUCAAACAGUUGCCGUAUUUCACUGACCGUGAAGUGGAACUCUAUCAGGGAGCUGCUCAAUAUGAGAAUCCACCACACAUCUACGCUUUGGCUGAUAACAUGUACCGCAAUAUGAUGAUUGAUGCGGAGAACCAGUGUGUCAUCAUCAGCGGAGAGAGCGGGGCAGGAAAGACAGUGGCGGCCAAGUACAUCAUGAGCUACAUUUCCAAAGUGUCAGGAGGUGGACCUAAAGUCCAGCAUGUGAAAGAUAUCAUCCUUCAGUCCAACCCCCUCCUUGAAGCCUUUGGGAACGCCAAAACAGUGCGCAACAACAACUCCAGUCGCUUUGGGAAAUACUUUGAGAUCCAGUUCAGCCGGGGGGGAGAACCCGAUGGAGGAAAAAUCUCUAACUUCCUGUUAGAAAAAUCCAGGGUAGUGUCUCAAAACAACGGGGAAAGAAAUUUCCACAUAUACUACCAGCUCUUAUCAGGGGCCACCAAAGAGCAGAGAGAGAAUUUAGGAGUCACCACUCCUGAUUACUACUUCUACAUGAAUCAGUCUGGUACCUACACUGUGGAGGACGUUGACGACAAGAAGGAAUUCUCUGAAACCAUGAACGCUAUGUCGGUAAUAGGUCUGUCUAUGGAUGAACAAGACGCUGUGCUGCAGAUUGUGGCUGGGAUUCUUCAUCUUGGCAACAUCACUUUUAGAGAGGAGGGCAACUACGCUGUAGUGGAGAGCGAAGACUUUCUUGCCUUUCCGUCCUACCUGUUGGGUAUAGCUCAGGACGGCUUGAAGAAGAAACUGACCAGCCGCGUCAUGGACAGUAAAUGGGGGGGCAAGACGGAGAGCAUUUCUGUCACUCUGAACACAGAGCAAGCCUGCUUUACACGUGAUGCCCUGUCCAAGGCUCUCUAUUCCCGACUCUUUGACUACCUCGUAGACGCGAUAAACAAAGCUAUGCAGAAGGACCAUGAGGAAUUUAACAUCGGAGUACUGGAUAUAUAUGGCUUUGAAAUCUUCCAGCAAAAUGGAUUUGAGCAGUUCUGUAUAAACUUUGUGAACGAGAAGCUUCAGCAGAUUUUUAUUGAACUCACUCUGAAGGCUGAGCAGGAGGAGUAUGUACAAGAAGGAAUCAAAUGGACACCCAUAGAGUAUUUCAACAACAAAGUUGUGUGUGACUUAAUCGAGUCCAAAGUGAACCCUGUGGGCAUCAUGAGCAUCUUGGAUGACGUGUGCGCUACCAUGCAUGCCAAAGGCGAAGGUGCUGACCAGACUCUGCUUCAGAAACUGCAGGCGCAGGUCAGCACUAAUGAGCACUUCAACAGCUGGAACAAGGGAUUCAUAGUGCACCACUAUGCAGGCAAGGUCUCAUAUAAUGUGAGUGGCUUUUGUGAGAGGAACCGCGAUGUGCUUUUCAAUGAUAUCAUAGAACUGAUGCAAAGCAGUGAAUUUGCGUUUAUCCAAGGCCUUUUCCCAGAGAAUCUCGAGGCUGAGAAAAAGGGCCGCCCCACAACAGCAGGUGCCAAGAUCAAGAAACAGGCUAAUAACCUGGUGCAGACGCUGAUGAAGUGCACACCUCAUUACAUUCGCUGCAUCAAACCGAAUGAGACGAAGAAGCCGCGUGACUGGGAGGAGAGCCGCGUGAAACACCAGGUGGAGUACCUGGGCCUCAGAGAGAACAUCAGGGUGCGCAGAGCGGGCUACGCCUUCCGCCGCGUCUUUAAGAAGUUCUUACAGAGAUAUGCCAUCCUGACCAAAGAGACGUGGCCGAAGUGGCGUGGAGAUGAAAAGCAGGGGGUGUUGCACCUGUUGAAGUCUGUCAAUAUGGACCAGGAUCAGUACCAGCUGGGCAAGAGCAAGAUCUUCAUCAAGGCCCCAGAAUCACUGUUCCUUCUGGAGGAGAUGAGGGAGAGAAAGUAUAACGGGUACGCUCGGGUCAUCCAGCAAGCCUGGCGCAAGCAUAUUGCUGUUCGCAAAUAUGUCCGCAUGCGAGAAGAGGCCUCUGACAUCCUGUUGAAUAAGAAGGAACGGCGGAGGAACAGUCUGAACCGCAACUUCAUGGGCGACUACAUUGGCACUGACAAUCGCCCUGAGAUCCGCCAGUUUGUGGGCCGCAGGGAGAGGAUCGAAUUUGCUGAUGUGGUGGUCAAAUAUGAUCGCAGAUUUAAGACUGUCAAGCGUGACCUCAUCUUGACCUCGAAAUUCCUCUACCUGAUUGGCCGGGAGAAAGUGAAGCAAGGUCCAGACAAGGGGCAGAUUCGGGAGGUCCUCAAACGACAGAUUCAGCUGGAGAAAAUUCAGUCUGUCUCACUGAGCACUCUGCAGGAUGAUUUCUUCAUUGUGCACGAGGAGCAGUAUGACAGUGUGCUGGAAUCUAUCUUUAAAACAGAGUUUCUGAGUCUGCUCUUCAAACGCUAUGAGGAAAAGACACAGAGGAAGCUGCCGCUCAAGUUCAACAACCUACUUGAAUUUAAAGUGAAGAAAGGAGGCUGGGGUCCGUUUGCAUCUGCAGGCUCUCGGCAGAUUCAGUUCCAGGUGGGUCAGGGAGAUAACGUGGUCCUCAAGCCCAGCAGCAAGACCCUGAUCGUUAGCAUUGGACCAGGCCUUCCCAAAAAUUCAAGACCCACUCGUCUCGACAAGCGGAAGAGCAAAUACAUGGGAAAAUCAUCCCAGAGCACAGGGAGAUAUUCACGCGAUCAGCCGACGAGUGCAGGUCGUGGAGGGGUAAACCGGGGACGUCAGAACUCCUCUAGAGGCUCUCUGCUUCGCCAGCAGUCUAGCAUGGAUCAGCCCACCCUGCCACGCUACAGCGGUCCUCGCCACAGCAAGAACCAAAACAAGAUCGACACUGAUAUGGGCUUCAUGGGCGUGCCUGACCAAGGAGUAGCAGGACUUCAUCGACGACUUUCAAAAGAGGUCAAGCCUCUCCCUGGAGCGGGGCUGCCGAAACCUGCCCCCAGGCCCAAACCCCGUGCUCCACAGUGCCGUGCUCUUUAUGCAUAUGAUGCCCAGGACACUGACGAGCUUAGCUUCAAUGCAGAUGACAUCAUAGAAAUCGUAAAUGAGGAUCCCUCAGGUUGGUGGUUUGGACGUCUGCGGGGAAGAGAAGGCAUGUUUCCUGGCAACUACGUUGAGAAGAUUUAGAUCAGGACGCUAAUGGAAGAAGAAUUGAUUAUCGAUCAUUAAGCAGCCAAAGAUGAAAAACAAGUGUAGUGGUGACACGAACCCUGGAUACUACAGCUGACACUAUUAAAUAUACAUUUUAAAGAAUGAGGGACAAAAUCAGACACUUGACAUAUUUUAUAAAUGGGUAAUUUUUAUUGUUUUUCUGAGAACUUUUUAUAUCAGAUACUGAAGUUUAUUUUAACAUUAUUUUUUAAACAAUCACAACAUAUUUCUACUGACACAUACACAACACAAAGAGGAAUUCAAAGUACAUAGUUGAUUUCAAAUUGUAUGUAAAACCUAAAUACAGCAAUUUAUUAUA